This is a messenger RNA of Nematolebias whitei (Rio pearlfish), 1435 nucleotides long. RefSeq names its product phenylalanine-4-hydroxylase. Bases 41 to 1435 code for a protein of 464 amino acids. NCBI's taxonomy places the organism in Eukaryota, Metazoa, Chordata, Actinopteri, Cyprinodontiformes, Rivulidae. The record is from RefSeq and is a predicted model, not a curated record. The transcript has 12 exons. Gene Ontology annotation, molecular function: phenylalanine 4-monooxygenase activity; iron ion binding. Gene Ontology annotation, biological process: L-phenylalanine catabolic process; L-tyrosine biosynthetic process.
UCCCAGUUCAGCCUCAGAGCACCUCUACCUGCAGAACAAGAUGGACGCUGCGUACAAGAGAGUGAACGGAUCCUCCAGCCCAGAGGAAGAGCAGGAACCCCAGGGGACCCCGGGGACAGGGAAGAGAAGAGGCUCCUACUUGGAGGAGGAAACCAACAAGAAAUCAGAGGUGAUUUCCUGCAUCUUCUCUCUGAAAGAAGAGGUCGGAGCUUUGGCCAAGACCCUGCGGCUCUUUGAGGAGAAGGGCAUCAACCUGACACACAUCGAGUCCCGUCCGUCGCAGAGGAACAUAGAGGAGUACGAGUUCUUCAUCAGCGUGGACCCCAGCUGCUCUCAGGCUCUGGAUGAGGUGAUCGACGGCCUGCGCACACAGAUCAGCGGCCACGUGCACGAGCUGUCCCGCAACAAAGAGAAGGACACAGUUCCGUGGUUCCCUAAGGACAUCCAGGACUUGGACCGCUUUGCCAACCAGAUCCUCAGUUACGGCUCGGAGCUAGACGCGGAUCACCCUGGAUUCACAGAUCCAGUGUACCGAGCCCGCAGGAAGGAGUUUGCUGACAUCGCCUACAACUACAGACAUGGCCAAAUCAUCCCCAGAGUGGAGUACACAGAGGAUGAAAAAGCCACGUGGGGCACUGUCUUCAUGGAGCUCAAGACUCUGUACCCGACUCACGCCUGUCGUGAACAUAACCGGGUUUUCCCUCUGCUGGAGAAAUACUGCGGCUACAGACCAGACAACAUCCCACAGCUGGAGGACGUCUCUCGCUUCCUUUCAGAGAAAACUGGUUUCCAGCUGCGCCCCGUGGCCGGCCUGCUGUCAGCCAGAGACUUCCUCGCCAGUUUGGCCUUCCGGGUGUUCCAGUGCACCCAGUACAUCCGACACUCGUCCUCGCCCAUGCACUCCCCUGAGCCAGACUGCUGCCACGAGCUGCUCGGCCACGUCCCCAUGCUGGCAGAUAAAGAGUUUGCCCAGUUUUCUCAGGAGAUUGGACUGGCUUCUCUUGGAGCUUCAGACGAGGACAUUGAGAAACUUUCAACGUUGUACUGGUUCACGGUGGAGUUCGGCCUCUGCAAGCAGAACGGAGAGGUGAAAGCUUACGGCGCCGGCCUCCUCUCCUCGUAUGGAGAGCUUGUUUACGCGCUGUCAAACAAGCCGGAGUACAAGGCGUUCGACCCGGAGGAGACGGCGGUGCAGCCCUACCAGGACCAAACCUACCAGCCCGUUUACUUUGUGUCCGACAGCUUUGAAGAUGCAAAGAUGAAGCUGAGGAAGUAUUCUGCGAGUAUCAAGCGCCCCUUUGCCGUAUGCUAUGACCCUUUUACCUGCAGCGUUGAGGUUCUGGACCAGCCGAGCAAGAUCCAGAACGCUCUGAGCCGGAUGAGGGAGGACCUGAAGACCCUUCACGGCGCUCUGGAGAAGCUCAGCGCAUCGUAG